Cucurbita moschata (crookneck pumpkin) is the source of this 1345-nucleotide messenger RNA. RefSeq names its product caltractin-like. The coding region runs from base 27 to 878 and encodes 283 amino acids. The transcript has 9 exons. Gene Ontology annotation, molecular function: calcium ion binding. NCBI's taxonomy places the organism in Eukaryota, Viridiplantae, Streptophyta, Magnoliopsida, Cucurbitales, Cucurbitaceae. The record is from RefSeq and is a predicted model, not a curated record.
CGAAGCCCGAACGAAGGGUGCUGCUUAUGACGCGUACCCAACACGACACUCCAAUGUCUGAUUCCGAGCGCAAGGAAGCUCCUAAUUCUUCAAGCACUGACACAAAGAAGACGCCCAGAGGUUCCAUCAGUGGCGGAGACGUCAAGGAUACGCCGGAGUAUGAGAAACAGAGGCUUUCUAGAAUCGCCGAGAACAGGAAGAGAAUGGAAGCCCUUGGAUUGGCCAAAUUGGCGACCUCAUUUAUGGAUUCUUCCAAGACUCUGAGGAAGAUUGAUAGAAAGGGGAAGCGUAAGUUCGAUGAAGAUUAUAAUCCUGGCGAGGGUUCUUCGAAUUCUGAAGAUGAUGACUCGGAGGAAGGGGAUGAAGGUUUUGGAAGUGGGAAAGUUUCUAGGUCUCGUGGAAUGAAGGGAAAGAACAGAGGUUCAAAAGCAAAAAGGAAAUCUUCUGUCGAAAAAUCAAAUAACUUAAAUGAUGAAGAUGAUGAUGCAUUACAACAGGCGAUCAAACUUUCACUACAGGAUUCUGGUGAAACCUCUGAUGCACAGAUGCAAGGUCCUUUUGAAAAUGUUAGAAGGAAAAAUGUGAAGAAUCAGGAAAUGGGAGGAGGGAUGAAGAGAAAAGGAUUGUUCACUAGUCGGAUGCAGAUGAACGAGGAUGAACUUAUCAUGAACUUCUAUUGUUUUGAUGAAUCAUGGAAAGGGAGCAUUACUGUAAGUGACCUGAAAAGAGUGGCAGCUGUUCAUGAUUUUACUUGGUCUGUCAAAGAAUUAGAGGAUAUGAUUAAUUGCUUUGACAGUGAUGGAGAUGCCAAGUUAAGUAUGGAUGACUUUCGAAGAAUUGCUAGUCGAUGUAACAUGAUAAAGGAGUCCAUUACAUGACCGACGCAGAUGACGACCAAUGUGCGGAGGAGGAUGGAUAUAGGAAGAAUGGAAGAGGAUGGCAAUAUCGAUUGUCUCCCCCUCUGCUUUUUUCUAGAACAAUCAAAUGGAAGCAUGCUCUUUAUCCAAUCAUUCAUCAGAAAAUUAUGAGGUUUGUUGCACAGAGCAUCAAAACAUUCUUUUUGGAAGACAAAGCUCAAACGAUCAUCAUAAGACGAGGGAGCAUGAUUUUGUUGAAAUCCCAGGUAUUGUAGAGCAUUUAAACUUGUUGUCGUAAUUGUGAAAUUCUGAUCCCAUGUGUUUCAAUCUUCGAGAUCUGUCUUUCAAUUUUGAUACCCAGGUAAAAGAUGUAUGAUUGCAUUUGGCAUUGUCAUGGUUCCUAGAUUGUGAUAUCCCUGCUAUACUGGUUUCUUGGUUCAUGUGGUUUACUAGUAUUUCGGUUAAUAUGGUUAGAGGGCACUUAUUUA